Molecule: messenger RNA, 1662 nt
Organism: Lampris incognitus (smalleye Pacific opah)
Lineage: Eukaryota; Metazoa; Chordata; Actinopteri; Lampriformes; Lampridae
Gene: antxr2b
Product: ANTXR cell adhesion molecule 2b
Exons: 17
Coding region: 163-1620 (485 amino acids)
Cellular component (GO): membrane
Molecular function (GO): signaling receptor activity
Source: RefSeq, a predicted model, not a curated record
GGGAGCUCUCAUCGGGCCCCCGUCCGCCACUCACACCGCGCAACCGCUGAGGAUAACGAUGCUGGUGCGAUGUCGACCAACCGGAAGGAUUCCUAACCCCCUGUCGGCUUCAAACGCGCGACUUUUCCAGAAAUUACACUACUUCUCCAAACUACUAAUUGCAUGUCAUUCAUCAUUAUGGAAUGUCUUUGGAGCAAAGUUAUCCUUUUCACUCUGGCUAUACAUUCGUCAUUCUGUGAGGGUGACGACGCUUCGUGUGACGGAGCCUUCGAUGUUUAUUUUGUUCUGGACAGGUCCGGCAGUGUGGCGGGGCACUGGGGAGACAUCUACGGCUUUGUGGAGCAGCUCACCAACAGGUUUGUCAGUCCCCGGAUGAGGGUGUCCUACAUUGUCUUUUCAUCCAGAGCUGUCGUCAUACUGCCGCUGACAGGAGACAGUUCUGAGGUAAAGGAGGGUUUGACUAAGCUGAGCCAGAUCAGACCUGCUGGUGAAACCUACAUGCAUGAAGGAAUGAAAGCGGUGUUAGAGCAGAUGAGGACUCAGACCUCCAGGUCCUCCAGCAUCAUCAUUGCUCUGACUGAUGGCAAACUUGAGAUCUACCCAUAUGAGCUUACUGUGCAAGAGGCCAACAAAGCUAGGGGGUACGGUGCUACAGUGUACUGUAUCGGAGUCAUGGACUUUGACCAUAAACAGCUUGCUGACAUUGCGGACAGUGCAGAUCAGGUCUUCCCCGUGCGGUCUGGCUUCCACGCCCUCAGAGACAUCGUGGACUUGAUUUUGAAACAGUCGUGCAUAGAAGUCUUCAAAAUAGAGGUGCCACGUGUUUGUGUGAAUGAAUCUUUCAGCAUCGUAAUAAGGGGGCGAGGCUUCAGCAGAGCCAGGAGCUCGGAGGGCGACAUACUCUGUACUCUGACUGUCAACCAGAACACAUAUGACCAUAAGCCUACAGUGGUUAAGGACGGCUAUCUGCUGUGCCCAGCGCCGGUCCUCACUGAGGCUGGACAGUCUCUAGACGUGCUGGUCAGCCUAAACAACGGACAGUCCUACAUCUCCAGCCCCGUCACCAUGUACGCCACCGAAUGUUCAGAUGCAACCUGGGUGUUGUGGUUACUGCUGAGUUUGUUCCUGUUACUGACUUUGGGUCUACUGUGGUGGUUCUGGCCUCUCUGCUGCACAGUGGUAAUAAGAGACCCACCUCCCUCUCGUCCUCCACCCCCUCGCCCUGUGACGGAGCCAGAGAAGGAGCCUUUACCCAAACACAGAUGGCCUACGGUGGAUGCUUCUUACUAUGGAGGCAGGGGGGCAGGUGGGAUCACACGCAUGGAGGUGCGUUGGGGUGAGAAGGGUUCCACCGAAGAGGGCGCACGUUUAGAAAAGGCUAAAAAUGCAGUGGUAACUAUGCCCCUGGAAGUGGAAGAGCCUGUUAUACCCAGACCCCCACCGAGACCAGCCCCCAUAUACAACCACCCACAGCGCUCCACUUGGUACACGCCCAUCCAGGGGCGGUGUGAUGCGGUGGUGGCCCUACUGAGGAGACAGUACGACCGGGUGGCUAUCAUGAGACCCCUGCCACAGGACAAGGGUCGCUGCAUCAACUUCACCAGAGUUCAGAGCCACUGAGACUCCAAUCAACAAGGGGGAGAAGAGCGGGGGGGGGGGGCA